AUGUCUGUCGAGGCCAUGGUUCAAGAAACAGCCAACCAGGCGGAAGCCAAGAAGCUUCACCCUUUUUUCGCUCGCGAGCCGGAAGCUGCGUUAAAUACACCUCUAGCAUGCACGUCUUCCACGGGCUCUGCUCAGCCUAGAGAUUCUCGAGACCCCGAAUUCGGUGCCUCGACUGAAUCCAGGAAGAGACAGGGAGGCAACUCCUCAGAGAGACAGCAUGUCCCAGAUCCGAAGAAGCAGCGCCUUGAUGUGCGCGGCACCCAGAACAAUGUGCAGGCAUCCAUCACAAAACACUUUGCGAAACCAUUCCAACCCGAGCACGUCCACACUCCGCUGCCCGAACGGGCAUUCACGUCGCCUCUCGGCGAUAUGCCCAGCAACAUUAACAAACUGAGCCCUGCCAACACACCCACCGAUACCGUUCAAAUCAAAUCUGCCGCAUCGGCCGAUAGCCUCGGUGUCUCGGCACACAAUUCCAAAGUCAUCAGGUUCAAUCCCAAAACGGGGACCUUGGGCUCACCGCCGAAAGCACCGCAGAGCAAACCGCCGUCACGGAUAGUCACUAUCAAAUACAAUCAGCAAGAUGGGAAUAAACGUGCAGAGCUCGGUCAAAGGAUCACCCAGAUUCUUGAGCAGCCACCCAAACCAGCUAAGCGAGGACAAGGGCGGCCGUCAAGAGCGUCCAAGGAUACGGCCAAGGGCAAGCAUCCCUUAUUCUCCAGAAAGACGAACCCAGCUCCGAAUGACACGAAGUCAACCGAGCACAAAACGGCACCGCCUCAGAAGAGACAGACCAUAUCCAUGGUCACACCAAAGUCCCCCAGAAAACAAAGGAAUCCCUUUGCGCAACCAAAGGUGGUCAAUUUCGGUAGCACGAAGCCAGUGGGGACAAGGGUUCCUGGAGCCAUGCACCCGGCAUGGCCAAGUCAUGGUAUGGCUCACGUACGUGGUGACGAGUUUGAGACUAGGCAGUUGGAAGAAGGAUGGUGGACGCGCCAGAAGUCGAAAAAGUCCAAGAGCCAGGUCGUCACCAUCAACCCCAUGGAUGUCGUCUAUGACUGUACCAUGGCACAGCUGCACAUGGAGUCAUACUGGGAAAAUGCGCCCAGGCCCCCCGAACUACGCCUACCCAAAAGGCGUUUCCAAAGUGGCCGCAAGCUCCAGAAGGAGAUACGGCCUCAGCUGCGCACCCUGACGGGCUAUCCGGGCCCUGUGCAAGAUGACCCUGACUUAGACGAACUUGCAGGUCCCACACCAAGGUCGACACACCCUGCCGUCGCACAUUUAUUCAGGAUGCUUGAGACGAACCUUUCUGCCUAUGAUCGAUCGACCUGCGAAACCUGCACCUGGGCUCAGAAAUACGCCCCCACAAACUCAGACCAGGUCCUUCAGGCUGGCAAAGAGGCCAUAUAUCUGCGGCACUGGCUGGAGACGCUGAAGGUUCAAUCUGUGGAAGUUGGCGGCGGGGAGGGUGGCAAGGCCAAGGAUAAAGCGGACAAGGCACCGAGGAAGCGACGCAAGAACAAGCUCGAUGGGUUCGUGGUGGAUAGUGACGAGGAGGAGGAGGAUGACCUGGACGAGGUAGCGGAGGAAGAGACAGACUGGUCUCCGGCGGGCUCGGCAUUUCGUCCCAAGACCGUUAUCAGGACGAACUGCAGAAAGAAUGCCGGCAGACUACCUAACACCGUUGUCAUAAGUGGUCCCCACGGCAGCGGCAAGACGGCAGCCGUGUAUGCGGUAGCCAAAGAGUUGGGAUUUGAAGUGUUUGAGAUCAACUCGGGCAGCAGGAGAAGCGGCAAGGACUUGCUAGAACGAGUCGGCGACAUGACGCGAAACCACCUAGUACAACGGCACCAAGCUGACGGUUCGACGGAUACGGAGCAAGGGACCGACGACGAGACGGCAAACGAUGUCAAGUCCGGGAAGCAGGGUAUGAUGACGGCCUUCUUCAAACCCAAGACCGACACCGGAACAAGGAAGCCGACGGCCAAGAAGGGACUCAGCACCAAGGAGGAUGUCAAGCAGGCGCCCAAGGCACAGAAGCAGUCGCUGAUCCUUCUCGAGGAGGCGGACGUCCUCUACGAGGAGGACAAGCAGUUCUGGACGACACUUGUGGGGAUGAUGGCGCAGUCUAAAAGACCUUUCAUCAUAACGUGCAACGACGAGAACUUCAUCCCUAUCCAGAACCUGAAUCUGUACGGCAUCCUCCGCUUCUCACCAUCACCGUCGGAGCUCGCGGCCGAUGUCUGCCUCCUCAUAGCCGCAAACGAGGGGCACUCGCUACAGCGCGAUGCCGUCGAGGCCCUGUACCUCUCACGAGGCAACGACUUGAGGGCAACCAUUAGCGACCUGAACUUCUGGUGCCAGAUUGGGGUCGGUGACCGACGAGGCGGGUUCGAUUGGUUCUACCUCCGAUGGCCCAAGGGCUCCGACCUAGACGAAAACGGGGACGUUGUUCGCGUUGUCAGCAAGGACACGUACGUUAAGGGCAUGGGCUGGAUAGCCCGCGAUGUUAUCACCUCGUCUGACGAGUACUCUACUGAGUUAGAUGCCUUGAAUCAAUGCUGGCACCACUGGCAGCUGCAAGCGCGUGACUGGCCCAGUCCACUGGACAUGGGGGUGAUCAACGCUGAGAUAUCCAGCAAUGGCUCGAAAGUGGACCGAAUUGCCGAUCUCAACGCCUAUCAGGAAUUCUGCGGGCUGCUGAGUGACAUGGAUAUGUGCUCCAAGGGUAUGUUUGGAAGUAUGCUCCAGGACCUGGUGGAUCCGAGCCUGCCCGACAUGCCCUCCAAAGUCAAGGAGGACUUCGUCUGCGGGCGCCAACUUCUCGAGGCAGACCCUGUGGUGCACCACAACUCGCUGAUGAGCGACAUUACGACUUCGAUAUCUAACUUGACGAUACACCACCUGGGGUACCACACUCAACGGAAGAGGCCAGAACGGCACUCCCCCUCACAGCGUUCAGAGGAAGACAACGGACAGGUGGCGGCGGCCCGCAAGACGACGGACGCGACCUCCAAAGAGCCUCGACAGUACUCGGAAGGCCGCUUUGUGGCGCUGCUCGAAUCGUCAUUCAGGCGGCAGCCAACGGAGCCGAGGAAGCUCAAUAGGCACGACCUCUCCCUGGCCUUCGACCCGAUUGCCGUACCUGAGACGGCGGCGUCGUCGUCAUCACACCUCGACCCGUCUGUUUUUGACCGCACGCUCAGGAUGAUCGUGCUGGAUGUGGCGCCAUGGGUGCGCAGCAUCGUGUCAUACGACCAGAGCCUGAUGCACGACCGCAAAAGGCUCAGCAGCCUGCUCGGCGAAGGCGGACAGAAGAAGCGCAUGCGCAGCACGAGGAGCGCGCUAUCAGCCCUCGAGGGUGGGGAGAGGGGGUCUACGCGACGGGAGAGGUACUUCCAGGGAAGCAUCAAUCCCAUCCUCGUCCUCAACACGGGACUGGAGACGUGGCGGGACAUUGCGAGAGGCGAAGUGGAGAAGGAGGAGAUGAGAAGUCAGCCAGCCACAGAAUUCACAGACGCGGCGAGUGAAUGA
Messenger RNA from Geosmithia morbida, 3537 nucleotides. Its product is annotated as ATPase family associated with various cellular activities (AAA). Gene Ontology annotation, cellular component: nucleus. The transcript has a single exon. The coding region runs from base 1 to 3537 and encodes 1178 amino acids. The record is from RefSeq and is a predicted model, not a curated record. Gene Ontology annotation, molecular function: ATP hydrolysis activity; ATP binding; DNA binding. NCBI's taxonomy places the organism in Eukaryota, Fungi, Ascomycota, Sordariomycetes, Hypocreales, Bionectriaceae.